GAACAAGACUCGAUGGGAAAGGAGAGCCAAGUGUCCCCUAAUCCCUAAGGAAAUCGACGAUCAGAUGAAAUCUAACAAUUCUGAUCAGAUCCUUCCCAAAUUCUCCAUUAACGCUCUUAAAAUCUGCGCAAAUCCAGCAUGGAGAUUACACUCGCUAACGGAGGUAUUGCACAGCUUGUUUGAGGAGGUUAUAUAAAUCGUUGAAGUUUACCCAUGGUCGUGGCAAAUAUGCCAAAAGAACCAUAAUUGAGUCUAUUGUCACCGAAGCAGGUUUUCUUCGCCUGGUUCUCUAUUCAGCAGAGAGAGCUUGAGUCAUGCCAUGGAGAAAAGGCAGCUUUCUGAUGGCCCAAAUGCAUGUCAACGUAUCUAUUUGAUUGAUAGGCUGCGGAAAGCAGUAAAAUGGGCUACUUUGUUUUCACAAUUAUGUGCAAUUAAGGCAGAUUCUAGAACAUCUUUUUAAGCUGAGGAUAAGUAUUGUUGUCUCCUAAGAAGGCAUACUUCAAAGUGGAAGGAAGUUCUUUCGGCUCAACUUUAGGUGCUCCAACAGUGUGCUUCAUGGCAUCAAACACAUUAAUGGUGACCUUGUCAUCAUUUAGUCUCAACAUUAGCUCCCCUCGCUCCACAUCAAUCAGAGCUCUGGCUGUGGCUAGAAAAGGUCUCCCCAAAAUAAGAGGCAUCUCAGCAUCCUCCUCCAUAUUCAGGAUCACAAAAUCAGCAGGGAAGAUGAACUUGUCGACUUUAACAAGAACGUCUUCUAUGAUUCCAUCUGGCCUCUUCAAGGACCUAUCAGCAAGUUGUAAUGAGACCAUGCUCAGGAGCUGGAGAAAGACAUAUAUGGUCCCUUUGCAGACUUGUCUCCAGUGGACAAAAGACUUAUUUUGGACAAAAUCUUUUCCACAUAUCAUGGAGCCAGAGGCUAUAUUCGGGCUGAUUUGUACUGCAGCUCUUAAAAUCUGCGCAAAUGCAGCAUGGAGAUUACACUCGCUAUCAGAGGUAUUGCACAGCUCGUUUGAGGGUUUAUAUAAAUCGUUGAAGUUUACCCAUGUUCGCGGCAAAUAUGCCAAAAGAACCAUAAUUGAGUCUACUGUCGCCGAAGCAAGGUUUCUUCAUCUGGUUCUCUGUUCAGCAGAUAGAGCUUGGAGUCAUGCCAUGGAGAAAAGACAGCUUCCUGAUGGCACAAAUGCAUGUCAACGUAUCUAUUUGAUUGGUAGGCUGCGGAAAGCAGUUUUCAAAAUUAUGUGCAGUUACGGCAGAUUCUAGAACAUCUUUUUAAGCUGAGGGAUGCCUUAAGGCCAGCAUUUCAACAUCAACGUCAACGUGAACAACACUUUUAUCCCAAAGAUAUCUACAACACUUUAUUCCAAACUAAUUGGAG
Messenger RNA from Gastrolobium bilobum, 1375 nucleotides. RefSeq lists its product as uncharacterized. Gene Ontology annotation, molecular function: endoplasmic reticulum signal sequence receptor activity; 7S RNA binding; signal recognition particle binding. Gene Ontology annotation, cellular component: signal recognition particle, endoplasmic reticulum targeting. The transcript has 10 exons. The record is from RefSeq and is a predicted model, not a curated record. Lineage: Eukaryota; Viridiplantae; Streptophyta; Magnoliopsida; Fabales; Fabaceae. Gene Ontology annotation, biological process: SRP-dependent cotranslational protein targeting to membrane. The coding region runs from base 556 to 1260 and encodes 234 amino acids.